This is a messenger RNA of Pararge aegeria (speckled wood butterfly), 748 nucleotides long. It is a transcript of the gene ATPsynD, whose product is annotated as ATP synthase subunit d, mitochondrial. The transcript has 3 exons. The coding region runs from base 69 to 593 and encodes 174 amino acids. Gene Ontology annotation, biological process: proton motive force-driven ATP synthesis. Gene Ontology annotation, molecular function: proton transmembrane transporter activity. Lineage: Eukaryota; Metazoa; Arthropoda; Insecta; Lepidoptera; Nymphalidae. The record is from RefSeq and is a predicted model, not a curated record.
AUUGUCUAUGAUUACUUUGAAUUGUCAGUAAGGAGGUUUUCAUUCAACUUAGAAAUAAAUACUAAAAAAUGUCGAAAAGGAUCGCUCAGAGCUCCGUUAACUGGGCGGCUUUAGCCGAGAGGGUCCCGCCGCAGCAGAAAGGCAACCUUGCUGCUUUCAAAGUCAAGUCCGAUGGCUACCUCCGAAGGGUAUUGGCGAACCCUGCUGAGCCACCAAAGAUCGACUGGGCGGUCUACAAGCAGACCAUCCCCGUUGCAGGGAUGGUGGAUAACUUCCAGAAGCAAUAUGCUGCCUUGAAAGUUCCUUACCCUGCUGAUACAUUGACAUCUAAAGUAGACGCACAGUGGGGAGACGUCAAGAAAUCAAUUGAGGCUUUCAUACAGGAGUCCAAUGCUAAUAUAGCUAAAUUCCAAAAACAAAUAGAGGAGGUCAAGGCGACUCUACCAUACGAUCAGAUGACCAUGGAGGACUUCCGUGACGCUCACCCAGACAUCGCCAUAGACUCCAUCAACAAACCCACAUUCUGGCCUCACAAUGCUGAGGAGCAGCUGGACUACGUCGACCCGGAGAAGCAAAACGCGCCUGCACACUAAAAAGUGAUGUUCAAACCAAAUGACAGCUUCAUCUUGUAAACUGAAUUAUAAAAGUUAAUAUUCAUUGUUAUAAGAACAUAACACCUUGAAAUAUUUCAUAGCUGUGAAUUAUUGUAUAAUUUAUCAUGUAGGAAUAAAGUCAAAAGUUUCUGUGA